AUGCCCAGAGACAGAGUCGCACAACCGGCUUUGAGUGACGCGCUUGUGAUGCCUCGCGACAAGAUGGACGAACCAGUGGAGCACAACCGGUUGUCAUACCAGGAGAGCAUGGAACUCCUCUGGCUUGAUGAGGACGCGAAGGGUGGCAAACAAACAAUGAUGAGUCGCCAGCCAGCCUGGUACCCUGGCAAGGAUGCUCCUUGGGAAUCAAUGAGAGGGAGCUCCGACGAGAAGAAGUUCUUUGGUCGUGGGGCGUUCGGAGGGCAUGUGUAUGCCCAAGCACCACUAGCAGCUGCCAGGGUCGUGGAAAAAGCUGACGUUCAAACACCAGCAAAAGAUAGAUUGGGCAUUCACUCUAUCCACGGGGUCUUCACCAAUCCAGGCUUCAUAGAUCGCCCAUUCAUCUAUGAAGUCGCCAAAGUAUUCUCUAGUCGCUCAUUCUCAACGCACACGAUCAAUGCGAGACAGCCUAAGGAGCCCUCAGGCAUCCCUAACGGACCCUUCCCACCGUCGGAUGCUCAACUCCCACUGGGAGAUGUCUGCUUCACCUGCGUCACUACGUUCAAGCGACCCCUUACUGGUCCGUCAGAUGUUCAAGACGAAACACCUCCGCAAAAACGUUUCGCAAGGAUCUUAGAGUCUCGAGCACCGGACGAAUGGGAAGCCAGCCCCCAGGCUGACAUUGAUCUGCUACGCGAGACUUUCCCCGUCAAAGGCCAUGCCAGCUUUCCGAUUCUUGACAUGUACAAAGUUGAUAUGACGGAAUUCAACAAGGACAAAGCUCUUUCUGAUCGUCGGCAGCUUAUCUUAUACCGUCUCUACAAGCCCUUGCCAGCAGAGGAUGUCAACGCACAUAUCACUUGUCAUGCCUUUGAAGCUGAUCGUAAUGGAUUCAUCAUGCUGGGGAAUCACCUUGGAUAUGGCUAUAACAUGGGCCCAGUUGCAAGUUUGAGUUACUCAUUCUACGUCCAUGUGAACGCAGAGGAGGCGGUUAUGCGAGGGGACGGAUGGUGGAUUCAAGAGGUAUAUUGGCCUCGGGUUAAUGCUGGGAGAGGGAUGAUGGAGAGCAGGAUUUGGAGUCCAGAAGGAUUACAUGUGGCGAGCGGUUAUCAAGAUGGGAUAUGUCUGCCGGCUAGAAGCACCGAGAAAGCUAGAAUCUGA
Molecule: messenger RNA, 1161 nt
Organism: Clonostachys rhizophaga
Lineage: Eukaryota; Fungi; Ascomycota; Sordariomycetes; Hypocreales; Bionectriaceae
Source: the annotation of a GenBank genome assembly